AUGAGAAUGCAUUCUCCACUGGACUCUGCGACAACAAGCGCAACUUCGCCUUUACGACCAACCCACAAGCAGUCUACCAGAGGUCCUCUGGCUCCUAGAUCAUCCAACUACCACACAUCGCCCGCUGUCAAAUCUAUGCUCAUUGAACCAAAGGACUCUCAAGGUGCUCCCUGGCAGUCCAAGGUCACUGUUGAGGCCGAACAGAUGCCUACAUCAGCCAAGUCGACCACAAGGGCACAAUUUAUGCCGCAACGCCAUGUAGAGUACAGUCAGGUUCCCGAUCUCUGUCCCGUCUCUCAGUCUGGCGACCACCCUGGAAUUGAUUACUCUUUAUCAGAAAUCGACUUUGUCGACAUUCCAUUCAAGGACGCUCCUGCUCCAGCAGCUGUCGACUCUCUGUCAUCUGAGCCAAUGUGUUCAUUCGCAGAUCGCAGAACACCUCCGAGUGCGCGCAUUGGAUCAUCCAGAAGACAUUUCAGAAGCAGUGCCAAAUUCGCAUCAGCUCGCGUAGAGCCGACUGCUGCAGAUGAACCUCGGUUUGAACAAGACGACGACGAGGAAGAGGAUGUACUUGGCGCUUGUGCUCCUGGCGAUGCAACAAUGCUCGAGAGCGAGGAAUUCAGCAUGAUCUCGGUCGAUUCCUUACCUAGCCGAGCCAUUAGCCAUUCUUCGCCUUCGCAUGCUCUGCAGGCUACCGAGGGCGAUGCCUCCGCCAAUCGCUCAUACAUGCCCUCAUCUCCUCCUGUUGCCGACAGGAUUACCCCCAUGCCUGAGAAUUCGACCCCAGAGAACCCCGGAGCGCCACAGCCUUCGCAAAACAACGACGCCGAUAUUGCUACACCUUUGAGAGAAAGCGCGCGCAAGUCGGGAAGGGCGUUACAAGACGCUUUGAAUGGUCCGUUCCGCGAAUCCGUGUCUAGAGAACUACCUUCAGCUCGAGAAUCUAUCUUCAGUGGCUUUAGCUCUGGUACCAGACGCCAGCUGCGCCAGAGUCUCCACACCGGCCAGAGUCUAGCUACACCGACCGCUAUGCAGAACGCGCCCCGAUUUUCACCUACUAUCAACACCAUGCCAAACUAUCUAUCCCCGUUUCACAGCCCAGUGCGACAGCAAGAGACCUUUGAUUCGCUUCCUAGCCGUCUUGUCAGUCCUGAAACAGUCGGUCAAUCACGGUCUACUGCCGACGUCCAACCUAAAGCCAGCGUCGAGUAUCCCGAACUUGCUCAAGCAUCCAGAAAGAGCGGUCCAGUCCACGAGGAGCCCGAGAUGAGUUACGUCGAUGUCUCAAGGCCAUCAGCCACCCAUAUGCAGAGCCCACCACGCUCCUCGCCAGCUUCCGGACAUGAUGGAGCUGAGCACUCUGUGGAAGAUGCAGCCUUGCAAGACGUAGACGAGGAGGACAAAGACAUCUGGCAAGAGGAAGCUAGCCGUUCCGUCAACGAGGCAGAAGGCUCUCCUGAACAGACUGAUCUGUUUCUGGAUGACCUGGUCGUCAAGCCACGCAGGAAUAAGCUACCUGGUACUUGGCGUCGCAACUCAGGAACAGCCUUCUCGUACAGUGAUUCACCUGAGUCUCAAGAACGCCAGAAUCGCAAAGCAAGUGCCUCUACCAAGGGCUCUUCCAGAAAGAGCAGUGGCGUUAUGACACCACCAUCAUCUGAUGAUGGCAGCGUUGCUAGCGGAAAGAAGCUGAGUGAACGAGCUGACUCUUCCGCUAAAACUGCGACGGACGAAGACCACAGUCAGUCCGAGUCUGGUGAUGAUACAGGUGUGUUCUUCCAGAAGAAUCUUCCCUCGGUGUACAACUCGAGAACAACCAAACAAAUCGCAGACUCGGCAAAGAGUAGUUUUGCGCCCAGCAGCCCGCUUAGAAACACUGUCCUGGACAUCAGUCCCAUGAAGAAUGUCCAGAAUAUCGAAAGCGGUUCACGAUCAAAUCUCUCCGCUGGACCGUCACCACUUCGUCGAAGCCUGGUCGGCACUCAAGCGACACGACGAGGUGAUGAAGUCGACACUUCGGAGACACAGACAGACUCUAGCCUGGCUUCAGAUGCGCAACAGAUACAAAGAGAGAUGAGAGGAAAGUCUAGCAGAGCUGCAAGCACGAUCUCUAGUCUGACAUCUGGAAGCCAGAUGAGAGGGUCGAGGCGAGCACCAAGUGCAAAUACUAUUGACCUCACUAUCAGUAGCUCGUCUGAGCAUGAUGUUUCGACAAUAUCCUCGAGAUCAACAAGCUAUCAGGAAGACCUGAACUUGGAGUCACCCAUGCGUGUCAAGGUCAACUUCAACGAUGACGCUGGUAACUCGACUCUCCUGGAGCCCAAAAGACAAUAUCUUGCUUUGUUUGACAAUGUUUCAACAUUAUCGAAACCUGCGCACGAGUCUCAUGAGAACUCAGAACCCAAGUCCCCGCUGGCGAAGCUCACUGAAUCUUUUUGGGAGGCUGUAACCAAGCCUCCAGUGUAUGCAUCACCGGAACGCAAGCCUCAAGUUGUGCUAGAAGCGGCUCCAAUUGCCACCGUACCCGAUCACGUACUGCGUUUGCGUCGCAAGUAUGGUCUGCUGCCGGAUACCCAUCCUUUCAUAUACGCACAUAUCCGCACACUGCAUCGCAUGCUGAACUCUACACGGUCCCGUUCUGGCAAUAGUAUUGUACCUCAAAGUGGACCUCUGAGUCACGGUCUAUCACGUCUACUCGGCAAGUCCAAAACCAACGCACUUGACCAGCGGUUCGUAUGGACGCAAACACAUCUGCACGUUGUUGACUCAUUCAUGUCGCUACUUCUACCACAAGAAAAGCGGGAUCGCCUGCAAUACGAUACAGGUUCUUGGGGCGAUGCUGAAGCGCUCAGACACCGUGGACGCGACUCGAAAGGCAGAUAUGGAGAUGAAGUCGUGUUCAAUGGCGUCAAGGGCGGUCUGAUCGAGGCAUCUUGGGUUGCAGAUGUGCUUGUUGAUAUCGUGUUCAAGGAGGAGAUGAACGCCAAGAAGAAGAGGGUGGCUGAGAUGAUGGCCCGCGCUGAGAGCAUGGCGGUGUAA
Messenger RNA from Aureobasidium namibiae CBS 147.97, 3039 nucleotides. RefSeq lists its product as uncharacterized. The transcript has a single exon. The record is from RefSeq and is a predicted model, not a curated record. NCBI's taxonomy places the organism in Eukaryota, Fungi, Ascomycota, Dothideomycetes, Dothideales, Saccotheciaceae. The coding region runs from base 1 to 3039 and encodes 1012 amino acids.